CAUUACCAGCAAUCCGAGACAUUUUACUCCCGCGGUCCGCGAGGUCAGUAGUUUCUUCAGGUUCUACUGUUCAUGCGCUAUGGCGUCAGAUUUCAUGUAAACAUGGAGCGAAGUAGAUUUCCGCGGAGGAAUCGAGUUGAUUAUAAAGCACUAAAUGUUCUUUCUACAGUGGAUUUAGAAGUUCAUUUGAAAGGAAGGAGAAAAUUUAAAAGCGGAUCUAAAGUUUAUUUUGUGGAGAGACUUAUCAGCCGGCGAAGAUUGAAGAACGAGGUAUGUGUAUUGACCCUUUUAUAAUAAUAAUAAUAAUGAACGUUCUUUAAUACGCAUUUAAGAAUCUCAAUGCGCUUACAAUUUUUUUACUAAGGUUGAGAUCGGACGUCAGCAUAAUCAGGCGCCUCUGGCAGCCGCUUUAGUCCAUGUAACGACCUCACCUUUUCCCCCCCAUCCCACCCCAGGGGAGGACAUCCAUCACACAGUAAUCUCGUGCGUGGGAAAUUAACGUCUCCUACCCCUAACCCUGCAGGAGACGGGACCUCCAUUUAUUCGUCCCUAUCCGAGAAGACUAGAAUAUCUAACCAUUUCUUGAUGUUGAGAAAGGAAGCAUAUUCUUCUCAGUUAAUUUUAAGACCCUGAGUGUUGGUCCGGCCGGUAUUGAACUCUCGACCUCCCGCACAGCAGUUCGGCGCUCUCCCAAUUGAGCUAACCAGGCGGCGGUUUUAUGUUCCUGCAGCUAUAUUUUACUUCGGAUGAAAUUUAUACUACAAUCGAAGUAAGUUCAUAAACAGCUCUAUCUCGCUAUUCGAGAUUCUUGAACGCAUUGCUGUUUUAUAUAAGAAAGAGGAGAUUCAGUGACCUUAAGUUGAAAUUCUAGGGAUUUCUUUUCGAAAUCGAGCAAAACAUCAGACAUUUUUUGACGAUUCAGACUGGAAUGAGCUCACAGUGAUACAAGUUUUGUUUUUUAUAAUUGGCGCGAUUUGGCGCUUGUAGGAGUCUGCAGAUUGUUAAAACAGCGGUAAAAAGCGUGGAAAUGCUAGGCUGCUAAGCUGAAGUAAAUAUGGCGACUUUUUUCACGAAGAAAACGAUGGAAAGUGGUCGUUCUUCGCGUCCUACAGGACAUUCGCGAGCUCAGGUAAAGGUUACGUCUAAUAGUGAAAAAGCCCUAUUUUCAAGAUUGAUUUGCGGCCUCCUAUUUUAUCAUGGAAGGCUUUAUUUAACGUAUUUGAAAGAUCGUAAACUGAAGAAAAUUUUGAGGGUCGGCACCGAUGAAAGCAUGAAACACACGGACAGCUCAAAGCAUGGAAGUGAAGGUAAGUGAAGGUAUUUGGAUGAAACUAUAAAGGAAGUACAACCGAAGAUCUUUGUUAUUUUACCUCUAUUCCGCGGCUCGACGAAUAAACGAAACGGUGAAAAACUUUCGCUUCGUAGUGCAGUUGCAUAUUAUUUAUCAACGAGAGGUCGGCACGUAGAAUUUAAUUUAUUUAAACUGCCAAAAAAUAAGAUUUUAUUUCAGAUCCCAUACAUUUCUUUGUAUCUUCGGGAAGCCAUUUUGAAAGUAAUCUUUGAUUGACGUACGGUAUUUGAGACGCAAUAUGACUCGCAUUGCUGGUAAUGGACAGUUUGUUGCGGUUAGACAAAUCAAAGGAAAAAAAUCAUGCCGUCUUUACCCGCUAAACCUGUGUCUCCUAAGCACUGUAAAAAGAAACAAAAUCGGAGAAAUGUGAUGGGCAUGAGUUUAUUUGACAAAGCAAGAGUGGAAGUCCUUCACUUAAACAUAACUACUGUUGAUAAAAAAGAUGUUGACCUUCGUCUUAAUUUGAUUGAUGAAGUGUUUCUGUUGACUAAAAGGUCAGUUCUGAAGCUGAAAAUAACCCUUCACAUUUAGGUGUCCCUUCCUGACCAAACCGAUUAUCAAAUAUCACAACAAACUCUGACAUGCAACGUGAAGGCCAGACGUAAUCGGCUUCUUGAUUUUGUAAUUUUGUACGAUGCUUUUCCUUCUCGUGCGAUAAUCUUUAAUCUCUAACCCACUUUAAAAAUUGGAUUUAGGAAUUGAACGGCGUUUUAAUUCCCUUAUCUUUUCCACUUUGUCUUCGUAUUCUUUUGAAUGCUUUAUGUUCCUACAUAUACUUUUUAUGGGCGAUCAGUGAAAUGAGGGAAUAUUUUGGCCUGUUCUUCGCAGGGAAGAUUUACACUUGGGUCAGAAGAAAUGAACAAUAUCACCCGCGUGAAUAUUUUUUAUAGCUUGAGAAACAUCAAAAAAUUGUGAUUGCAGGUCCAAAUGUGUAGAUUGUUUUGUGGGUAUCACAUGGAAAACUUAUCCAUUUGUCUUGAUUGAGCUGAAUCAAGAGAACGCAAGAUCUCUUGGCCGAAGAGAUGGAGUAAUAUGGGUUAUUACACAAGCGAUCUCAUCAUGAUGGCGAAAUAGGACUUUGAAGUCUUUCCUUGAUGAGUUUGAACAAAUGUUUGAGAAAAUCGAGUCGAGCCUACGAUUCUGCUGCCUCUGGCUUGAAAAUAUUCGUACAUUAUAGAUUUCACCAUUUUGCAUGUCAUAGUCUUCAGCUCACUUGACUUUCGAGCCAACUGAAAUGUGCGUUUACUAUUUGCAUUUUAAACGACGUAGCUUUAAUGGAACGAAAAAAGUGAGAAAGGAAGAACGUACCCACGAAUGAACUGUUGAACGGUUCAGUUCAGUAUCAAUUCAAGUAAGAUUCCAUGACAGCUUUUAAGACUUUGGUUUCAGUCAAAUUAGCGGAAUAAAUCAUAGGAUCCGGAAAGAGGGAAGGAUGGGCCCAUGCCUGUUCGACGUCUAAGGUCAAUUUUCUAAACAGAAAUUUGUUAUUUUUCUCGUUUGCAACAGGCAGUGGCGUGAGCCUUGUUCACUUAAACCGGCCGUCAUUUAUCAUAGUGGCACGUGCAGGCCCAACUAAUUGACCCAUUGUUUGCAUCGUUACCUUUCGCCGUAAAGUGUUUGAUGUGUACUGAGAUUUAUUCGCUGGCAGAAUGCCUUGGUUAACAGGAAACACUCAAUUCACAAAGUCACAAUUCGUUUUCAAACACAAGCAGAAACAUAGACUGAUUGAAUUGACAACUUCUUGCAAAAUCAUGACAAGAAUGCAACCAUUUCUCUUCCACGGAUGAAGCCGAACAGAAGGAAUGCAUCGUCACUUAAGCAAGAUAGAGCGCGCCUCUUCACUAAAGUUCUUGAUCUUGAGCACAAGGAACGUGACGGAAUGAGAGACUUCGUAAUUUUUGUAAUGCUCAAAGCGGAGCGUUCAAUGCGUUUGCCUUGCUGACUAAACCGAAGGUCACCAGAAAUAUCACAGCUGAACACCAAGGUGCAACGUUCUCGCCAGACUUUCAAUUGAAUACUUUGUUUCAUUUUUUAAUUGCGCCGUCUUAAGAAGUCGUUACCACCUCAGUUAUAAUAGAGUGUGAAUGUAAACAGAAACUCGGUUAGUGACAAAAUUAAGGAUACACAGAGAAACUGCCCCAUAUAAAGAAAGAAACUGAAAGGGAAAUCCAAAGACCAGUAACAAUGACAAUCAUAUGCUGCCGACAACGGCAAUGUUUAAGGCGAUUCACAGAAAUGGUUAACCCUUUAACCCCUAAGACGGACAAGCAUGUAAUUUCUCCCAACAGUAUCAUCUCUGAAUUACACAUUAAGGUCAUGAGAAUAAAGAAGAUGAUCACCAAAAUUUAGAAGCUCUUGAUUGUUAAAUGAAUUCUCCUUGUCAGCACCUUAGAAAUUGUAUCGAGAACAGUAUGGAGAAUGUGCAUAUACUGAGUUUGGGGUGUAAGGGGUAACUGUUAACUAUCGUUUUUCUUUAUGAGGGCUGUCAGACUUAUACUGAAUUGAGAUAAACUCACUUAACAAAUCGGACACAUUUUUAUUUUGUUUUACACAAAUUGAUUACAUGAAAGUGUCGACUUCUAAGCGUCUACAUGUGAAGAUCGAACUAAGCCUUCUUUGAACUGUGUCUCAGGUUGCUCUAAUUAUCAAGAGGCUGUCCUUUCGCCCUCAAGCCUGCUUGUGUAAAACAGCAAUACCAUCUUCCAUUCACAAUCCCUGGUUAAAAAAUAUUUUAACUGAUCAGUAAAAGCGAAGCAAAGAAGUCGUUGAACAAAUCUUAAUGAUCCUAUAACUACUCAACUUUAUAAGAAGGAUAACUUAAGAAGCGUGAAAUGCAAAGUCAAUUUUACCUUCCUGCUAUUAUGAGUUUUUUCAACAUCGGACGCAACACUUUACGUCGGGAAAUACUAAAAGAGCAAGCCUGAUUGAUUCUUACGGUCAUUUCUUCAUAAUGCAUAUUUCUUUAACUGACACCAUCUCUAGCUACUAAAUCAUAAACUUAAAAUGUCGUACUUGUAACAGUUUAUCAGUGGCUAUGAUUGCAUAUGUGACGUGAGAAAUAACUUCAUAAAUAUCAAUUAUCGAAGAAUAAUCAGUUCCUCAUUGAAGCUGAAUAAAAUAAGGAUAAGAUCUGAAUAACAAACCUAAUGUGCGUUUCUCUCUGGAGAAGCGACCAUUAUUAUAGGUUUUCUCUAUGUGAGCUCUUUGGUCUCUUGCCUUCCAGUCGUUCCACCAAGCAAUUAUUGCCUCGUUUUCAUAAUAAUAAUCAGAGAUACUGUCCAAGGCUAAGAAUAUUAAAAAUAAAUGCGUAGAUAAGAAACUUGAAAAGUUAAUAAAAUAUUGACUUUAUCUUUUCAGAAUACUGCAAUCAUUCGUUUAAAGCAAUUCAAGAUAUAUCACUCUGUGGAGUAGUACUGUUUUCAAAGCUAACUAUUUCGGACUCUCCUGUAACUCGAACUUGAAGCCUCGUUCCAAAGCUUUCUCAGCAAUUUUGUUCUGAUUUGACCUGGUCACUAACUCAAACAACAAGAGUCUUUCUCACAAGGUUACCCCUUUAACUCGAAGUAGCAUCAAGCGAGAGUAAAUAAAACAAAUGUUUAUUACGAGUCUCCAUCCCCAUAAUGGCAUGGAAUGCUCUGUUGCCUUAGUAAAAUUCCACCUGCCUCGAAUGGCAUCUAUUUAGACUCGCCGCAACCACCAGAAAUCUUUGCGAUUUGACAUUGUUGUUGCGGUAUUUCUACUCAGUAUCUGAAAUGAACCUGUCAAUCCAGUAUCUUAAUGAGUAUUCGAUAUUUAUAUGGGAAUGAAAUCCCGGACAGCAACUGUGUUACUCGAGCAACUAUCAACAUUUUGUUAAGCUUCCAUAUAAAAAAACACUCCGAGGAAUCUAAUUUGCAAUCUUCCACUAUACUGAGCACCAACCUUUCGUUCCAGUUUCUAUCGCCUGGUUUAGAACUGCGAGUCCUGCUUGAGCUCCUGCCAUAAUGACACUUCUCUAUUUCCCAAUAGUUCUUACAAAUAAGUCUAUUGAAAAGAUUGUCCAGUGUAAUAAAUUUCUGAAUCAAUGCCUGCAACGCACUAAAUUAGUACAAAAGGGAUGUGUUUUUACACCAGAAAUGUGGCGAAGGGUUGUGUUGGGUGAAGGAUGAAAGUAUAGUCAAGAGCAGCCUAAUGCCUGUGUCUGCCAUUUAUAAGACGAGCAAGUUAGGAGUAGUACUCGAAAAUAAAAAUUAUUGCAAAGCAAAAAAUGGGCCUAACCUUUUACAGCGUCUCGAGUGACCUCCGAAUGAUUUAGCGAAGUAAGCCGUUCGUGGCUUAUAAACUUUCAAUCAGGAACUAGAUGUCAACAUGUCAAUCAAAUCAAAGAUGGUAAUAAAUGAUCGCCGAAAAUGAAGAAUGGGUGGGCCCAUGCCUGUUCGAUGUUUAAGGUGAUCUUUGAAAACAGGAAAUUGUAUACUAAAAUAGGAACGGGAAAAAAGAAAUACAAUACUAAGAUUCCACUUAAAACUAAAUCAAUCAAAACAAGAUUCUCUGUGCCAGCUCUACUGUGCUACGUGACUUUUCUUAUUUUUGAGUAGUUUUAUAUUUAGUGAAGAGUUGUUCUCAUAGAAAUGAUUGUGAAGAUCACCCAAACACUUUGGUAUUUCCAUCGGUUUUAGAUGUUUAGUCAAAGUACAAAGAACAAUUGCUGGGCAAGUCUUCGGUGAAAACAAAUCUAAUGAAUUUGCCUGUUAGGACUGGCCACUGCAAAACAAUGGCAUAUUCCUCUAAUUGAUAAUAUUGAUUUGGCUUUGUAUGUCGUACUGAUUGACAGAACUCAAUAACAUUCUUCUAGAAACAUUUAUUUCCUCAUUGGAGCGGAUGAACUGAAAUGUGAAUCAUUUCUUAAAAUAGUUGGAAAUUAUGCAAUGAAGGGCCGGCUUGUACUUGCUUUAUGGUGCAGUUAGAUGAGCGGGCAGGUAUUCCGGCUGAAUAAUCCCCUUGCAAAAGUUCAAGACGUUCUUCACGAUUGCAACACGGAUAAAAUCUUCGGAGGGCUUGGUAUGUUAGCUACAGCAAAAUCUUGUAUGUUUCAGCCGCAUGCAUGGUCACAUGUUAUUAUUGAGUGCUGUCUGCAGUCAGUGAAACGACAAUCGUUCUCUCAGGUACACAAGAUUUUAAGACAGAAUGAAAAGAAAAGAGCGCAAGACUCGCACGCCGGUGAUCUCUGGUUUAAGUCCUGAGCCACGCCUGUACAGAGUGCAGAGCAACAAGGGCUGGCAAUUUUCUUCUGGAUUCCUUCAAACUGCAAACUUGAGCCAAAAAUGAGUAAAGGGUCAUACGAUUUUAGCGGUUACAUCUCGAGCUCACUACCUGAUAUAACAAUUACUUGUUUACUAUAGUCACAGCGCGAAACUAUUUCAAGUAAAUAUAAUUGGAGUGAGGUGUACUUGGCCAUAAGGAGCCAAUUUUUUAAAAUUUUUGUAGCAAGAAUGACGGCUCCAAUUGAGGAUAUUUUGCAGAUAAUAUAUCGCAAGUGUGAUCCAAACCCAAUCUCUUAAUGAACAUUUUCUUUAGUAAUCAACAGUCAGCCAAUCGAGAAAAUGUAAAAAGAGAAACUUCAGCGUAUGCAGUUAUCACGAGCCAACCAGGUAAAUGUUUCUGAUCUCAGGAAUAAAAGAGUCACUUCUAGGAAUACUAUUGUGUGUUUCUUAUUCUUGCCGUCGCUGUCUCUGUUGCCAGCGCCAAUUCAUUAUUGCGCGAUUAAUUAGAGAGAGCCACUUUAACUUAAACUGCAACAUUUUUCAAAUCAAUAAUAAGAUUACAAAAGGGCUUGCUUGACGUUAUAUCGGGUUCCCGGCGACUAAUUGCGGUCGAGCCAACGUUUUAUAGCAUAAACACUUUGAAAGGUAAAAUGACACUAAGAGUGAUAAUUCUCAGAAAUUAACCCAACGACAGUUUUUUGUGGUUAGACAAAUCAAAGGGAAAAAAACAUGCCGUCUUUACCCGCUAAACCAAUGUCUCCUAAGCAGUGUAAAAAGAAACAAAAUCCGAGAAAUGUGAUGGGUAUGAGUUUAUUUGACAAAGCAAGAGUGGAACUCCUUCACUUAAACAUAACUACUGUUGAUAAGAAAGAUGUUGACCUUCGUCAUAAUUUGAUUGAUGAAGUGUUUCUGUUGACUAAAAGGUCAGUUCCAAGCUGAAAAUAACCCUUCACAUUUAGGUGUCCCUUCCUGACUAAACCGAUUAUCAAAUAUCACAACAAACUCUGACAUGCAACGUGAAGGCCAGACGUAAUCGGCUUCUUGAUUUUGUAAUUUUGUACGAUGCUUUUCCUUCUCGUGCGAUAAUCUUUAAUCUCUAACCCACUUUAAAAAUUGGAUUUAGGAAUUGAACGGCGUUUUAAUUCCCUUAUCUUUUCCACUUUGUCUUCGUAUUCUUUUGAAUGCUUUAUGUUCCUACAUAUGCUUUUUGUGGGCGAUCAGUGAAAUGAGGGAAUAUUUUGGCCUGUUCUUCGCAGGGAAGAUUUACACUUGGGUCAGAAGAAAUGAGCAAUAUCGCCCGCCUGAAUAAUUUUAUAGUUUGAGAAACAUCAAAAAUUGUGAUUGCAGGUCCAAAUGUGUAGAUUGUUUUGUGGGUAUCACGUGGAAAACUUAUCCAUUUGUCUUGAUUGAGCUGAAUCAAGAGAACGCAAGUUCUCUUGGCCGAAGAGAUGGAGUAAUAUGGGUUAUUACGCAAGCGAUCUCAUCAUGAUGGCGAAAUAGGACUUUGAAGUCUUUCCAUUAUGAGUUUGAACAAAUGUUUGAGAAAAUCGAGUCGAGCCUACGAUUCUGCUGCCUCUGGCUUGAGAAUAUUCGUACAUUAUAGAUUUCACCAUUUUGCAUGUCAUAGUCUUCAGCUCACUUGACUUUCGGGCCAACUGAACUGUGCGUUUACUAUUUGCAUUUUAAACGACGUAGCUUUAAUGGAACGAAAAAAGUGAGAAUGGAAGAACGUACCCACGAAUGAAUUGUUGAACGGCUCAGUUCAGUAUCAAUUCAAGUAAGAUUCCAUGAAAGCUUUUAAGACUUUGGUUUCAGUCAAAUUAGCGGAAUAAAUCACAGGAUCCGGAAAGAGGGAAGGAUGGGCCCAUGCCUGUUCGACGUCUGAGGUCAUUUUUGGAAACAGGAAUUCGUUAUUUUUCCCUUUUGCAACAGGCAGUGGCGUGAGCCUUGUUCACUUAAACCGGCCGUCAUUUAUCAUAGUGGCACGUGCAGGCCCAACUAAUUGACCCAUUGUUUGCAUCGUUACCUUUCGCCGUAAAGUGUUUGAUGUGUACUGAGAUUUAUUCGCUGGCAGAAUGCCUUGGUUAACAGGAAACACUCAGAAUGAAUGCAUCGUCACUUAAGCAAGAUAGAGCGCGCCUCUUCACCAAAGUUCUUGAUCUUGAGCACAAGGAACGUGACGGAAUGAGAGACUUCGUAAUUUUUGUAAUGCUCAAAGCGGAGCGUUCAAUGUCGUUUGCCUUGCUGACUAAACCGAAGGUCACCAGAAAUAUCACAGUUGAACACUAAGGUGCAACUUGCUCGCCAGACGUUCAAUUGAAUGCUUUGUUUCAUUUUUUAAUCGCGCCGUCUUAAGAAGUCGUUACCACCUCAGUUAUAAUAGAGUGUGAAUGUAAACAGAAACUCGGUUAAUGACAAAAUUAAGGAUACACAGAGAAACUGCCCCAUAUAAAGAAAGAGACUGAAAGGGAAAUCCAAAGACCAGUAACAAUGACAAUCAUAUGCUGCCGACAACGGCAAUGUUUAAGGCGAUUCACAGAAAUGGUUAACCCUUUAACCCCUAAGACGGACAAGCAUGUAAUUUCUCCCAACAGUAUCACCCCUGAAUUACACAUUAAGGUCAUGAGAAUAAAGAAGAUGAUCACCAAAAUUUAGAAGCUCUUGAUUGUUAAAUGAAUUCUCCUUGUCAGUACCCUAGAAAUUGUAUCGAGAACUGUACGGAGAAUGUGCAUAUACUGAGUUUGGGGCGUAAGGGGUAACCGUUAAUUAUCGUUUUUCUGUAUGAGGGCUGUCAGACUUAUACCUGAUUGAGAUAAACUCACUUAACAAAUCGGACACAUUUUUAUUUUGUUUUACACAAAUUGAUUACAUGAAGGUGUCGACUUCUCAGCGUCUACAUGUGAAGAUCGAACUAAGCCUUCUUUGAGCUGUGUCUCAGGUUGCUCUAAUUAUCAAGAGGCUGUCCUUUCGCCCUCAAGCCUGCUUGUGUAAAACAGCAAUACCAUCUUCCAUUCACAAUCCCUAGUUAAAAAAUAUUUUAACUGAUCAGUAAAAGCGAAGCAAAGAAGUCGUUGAACAAAUCUUAAUGAUCCUAUAACUACUCAACUUUAUAAGAAGGAUAACUUAAGAAGCGUGAAAUGCAAAGUCAAUUUUACCUUCCUGCUAUUAUGAGUUUUUUCAACAUCGGACGCAACACUUUACGUCGGGAAAUACUAAAAGGAGCGAGCCUGAUUGAUUCUUACGGUCGUUUCUUCAUAAUGCAUAUUUCUUUAACUGACACCAUCUCUAGCUACUAAAUCAUAAACUUAAAAUGUCGUACUUGUAACAGUUUAUCAGUGGCUAUGAUUGCAUAUGUGACGUGAGAAAUAACUUCAUAAAUAUCAAUUAUCGAAGAAUGAUCAGUUCCUCAUUGAAGCUGAACAAAAUAAGGAUAAGAUCUAAAUAACAAACCUAAUGUGCGUUUUUCUCUGGAGAAGCGACCAUUAUUAUAGGUUUUCUCUAUGUGAGCUCUUUGGUCUCUUGCCUUCCAGUCGUUCCACCAAGCAAUUAUUGCCUCGUUCUCAUAAUAAUAAUCAGAGAUACUGUCCAAGGCUAAGAAUAUUAAAAAUAAAUGCGUAGAUAAGAAACUUGAAAAGUUAAUAAAAUAUUGACGUUAUCUUUUCAGAAUACCGCAAUCAUUCGUUUAAAGCAAUUCAAGAUAUAUCACUUUGUGGAGUAGUACUGUUUUCAAAGCUAACUAUUUCGAGCUCUCCUGUAACUCGAACUUGAAGCCUCGUUCCAAAGCUUUCUCAGCAAUUUUGUUCUGAUUUGACCUGGUCACUAACUCAAACAACAAGAGUCUUUCUCACAAGGUUACCCCUUUAACUCGAAGUAGCAUCAAGCGAGAGCAAAUAAAACAAAUGUUUAUUACGAGUCUCCAUUUCCAUAAUGGCAUGGAAUGCUCUGUAGCUUUAGUAAAAUUCCACCUGCCUCGAAUGGCAUCUAUUUAGACUCGCCGCAACCACUAGAAAUCUUUGCGAUUUGACAUUGUUGUUGCGGUAUUUCUACUCAGUACCUGAAAUGAACCUGUCAAUCCAGUAUCUUAAUAGGUAUUCGAUAUUUAUAUGGGAAUGAAAUCCCGGACAGCAACUGUGUUACUCGAGCAACUAUCAACAUUGUGUUAAGCUUCCAUAUAAAAAGACACUCCGAGGAAUCUAAUUUGCAAUCUUCCACUAUACUGAGCACCAACCUUUCGUUCCAGUUUCUAUCGCCUGGUUUAGAACUGCGAGUCCUGCUUGAGCUCCUGCCAUAAUGACUGUUCUCUAUUUCCCAAUACUUCUUACAAAUAAGUCUAUUAAAAAGAUUGUCCAGUGUAAUAAAUUUCUGAAUCAAUACCUGCAACGCACUAAAUUAUUACAAAAGGGAUGUGUUUUUACAACAGAAAUGCGGCGAAGGGUUGUGUUGGGUAAAGGAUGAAAGUAAUAGUCAAGAGCAGCCUGAUGCUUUUGUCUAUCAUUUGAAAGACGAGCAAGUUAGGAGUAGUACUCAAAACUAAAAAUUAUUACAAAGUAAAAAAUGGGUCUUACCUUUUACCGUGUCUCAAGUAACCACUGAAUGUUUUAGCGAAGUAAGCCUUUCGUGGCUUAUAAACUUUCAAUCAGGAUCUAGAUGUCAAGAUGCCAAUCAAAUCAAAGAUUGUAAUAAAUGAUCGCCGAAAAUGAAGAAUGGGUGGGCCCAUGCCUGUUCGAUGUUUAAGGUGAUCUUUGAAAACAGGAAAUUGUAUACUAAAAUAGAAACGGGAAAGAAGAAUUAAAAUACUAAGAUUCCACUGAAAACUAGAUCAAGAAAAACAAGAUGCUUUGUGCCAGCUCAACUGUGCAACGAGACUUUUGUUAUUUAUGAGCAGUUUUAUAUUUAGUGAAGAGUUGUUCUCUAAGAAAUUAUAGUGAAGAUCACUUAAACACUGGUAUUUCCAUCGAUUUUAGAUGUUUUGUGAAAGUACAAAGAACAAUUGCUGGGUAAGUCCCUAGUGAAAACAAAUCUAAUGAAUUUGCUUGUUAGGACUGGCGACUGCAAAACAAUGGCAUAUUCCUCUAAUUGAUAAUAUUGAUUUUUCUUUGUAUGUCGUACUGAUUGACAGAACUCAAUAACAUCCUUCUAGAAACAUUUAUUUCCUCAUUGGAGCGGAUGAACUGAAAUGUGAAUCAUUUCUUAAAAUAGAUGGAAAUUAUGCAAUGAAGGGCCGGAAUGUACGACGUUGUAUCGGGUUCCCGGCGACUAAUUGCGGUCGAGCCAACAAUAACCUUUCAAAUUUACGUGUGCCUUCCUGACUUAACCGAUUGUCAAAUAUCACAACAAACUCUGAAAUGCAACGUGAAGGCCAGACGUUCAAUCGUUUGCUUUGUUGCAUUUUGUUUCUUAUAAUUGGCUGCUUGAUUUUGUUCUUUCGUGCUAUGCUUUUCCUUGUCGUGCGAUAAUCUUCAAUCUCUACCCCACGUUAAAAAUUGGAUUUAGGAAUUGAACAGCGUUUUAAUUCCCUCAUCUUUUCCACUUUGUCUUCGCAUUCUUUUGAAUGCUUUAUAUUCCUACAUAUACUUUUUGUGGGCGAUCAGUGAAAUGAGGGAAUAUUUUGGCCUGUUCUUCGCAGGGAAGAUUUACACUUGGGUCAGAAAAAAUGAACAAUAUCGCCCGCGUGAAUAUUUUUGUAGUUUGAGAAACAUCAGCUCAACUGUGCGACGAGACUUUUUUAUUUAUGAGCAAUUUUAUAUUUAGUGAAGAUUUGUUCUCUAAGAAAUUAUCGUGAAGAUCACUUAAGCACUUUGGUUUUUCCAUCCCCUUAAGAUGUCAAAGUACAAAGACAAUUGCCGGGUAAGUCCUUGGUGAAAACAAAUCUAAUGAAUUUGCUUGUUAGGACUGGCCACUGCAAAACAAUUGCAUAUUCGUCUAAUUGAUUAUAUUGAUUUUGCUUUGUAUGUCAUACUAAUUGACAGAACUCAAUAACAUCCCUCUGGGAACAUUUAUUUCCUCAUUGGAGCGGAUUAAAUGAUGAAUCAUUUCUUAAAAUAGAUGGAAAUUAUGCAAUGAAGGGCCGGCUUGUACUUGCUAUAUAGUGCAGUUUGAUGAGCGGGCAGGUAUUCCGGCUGAACAAUCCCCCUGAAAAAGUUCAAGACAUUCUUCACGAUCGCAACAUGGAUAAAAUCUUUAAAGGGCUUGGUAUGUUAGCUACAGCAAAGUCUUGUAUCUUUCAGCUGCAUGCAUGGUCACAUGUUAUUAUUGAGUGCUGUCCGCGGUCAAUGAAACGACAAUCAUUUUCUUAGGUACACAAGAUUAUACGAUGAAAUGAAAGAAAAGAACACAAGACUCGCGCACUUAUGGUCUCUAGUUUACGUCCUGAGCCACGCUUGUACAGAGUAUUUAUCGAGAUACUUUGAACUUGAAAUAUUCGUUCCAUUUGAAAACUUUAGUUGAUUUUGUACCGAAAAAUUUUUGCAGGUGUUGUAACUGGAAAAUUUUACAACAUACAUCAGGAUUGGUCAAAGGCCCCAGAAUGGGUGAAGGAACAUUACAAGAUUGAGGAGCAACAACAUUGUGGUGAUAUUAGUGAGUAAAGCACUACUGGUUUAUCUUGUUUAGGUAAAAACAUCUAUCAUCAGAGCGUUAAAAGUUAAGUUGCUGAGGCGCUAGCACCCAAACAGAUUUGUUUUUCUGCCCACCAAUGACUUCUUAACCUAAAUAGUAAAUGUAAAUUUAUUAUUUGAUUGGCAUAACUUAGCUUUUGAAUGUCUUAAAUUCAGCCACUAUUCCACAAGGCGCUGUGAAGGGAGUGGUUGAGGCGGUCGGUGUAUUUGCCAAGGAAAAUCCACACGACGCAGCUCUGAUGGGUAAGAAGAUCGCCCAGACUGUAGGAGUUACAGAGCAACAAGGGUUGGCGUUUUCUUCUGGAUUCCUUCAAACUGCAAACUUGAGCCAAAAAUGAGUAAAGGGUCAUACGAUUUCAGCGGUUACAUCUCGAGCUCACUACCUGAUAUAACAACUAUUUGUUUACUAUAGUCACAGUGCGAAACUUUUGCAAGUAAAAAUAAAUGGAUUGAAGUGUAUUAGCCAUAAGGAGCCAAAUUUUAAUUUUUGAAACAAGAAUCUCGGCACCAAUUUAGGAUAUUUUGCAGAUAAUAUAUCGAAAGUGUAAUGCAAACCCAAUCUCUUAAUGAACACUUUCUUUAGUAAUCAACAGUCAGCCAAACGAGAAAAUUUAAAAAA
Molecule: messenger RNA, 13830 nt
Organism: Pocillopora meandrina
Lineage: Eukaryota; Metazoa; Cnidaria; Anthozoa; Scleractinia; Pocilloporidae
Source: the annotation of a GenBank genome assembly